GCUUGCCUGCCUGCCUACUUGGAUGCCUGAGUACUUUGCCGGCUGCCUGAAUAGUCUGAUGGUGCCAGUGCAAUCCCACAAUUCAAGCCUGUACGGUAGAGCAGCGACAGUCCUGUCCCGACCCGUCGGCCAGUGUGGUGGGGGUAAACCUUUUUCAAGUGUAGUAAUGCGAACUGCCGCGGAGUGGGGGAACGGGGGCGCUGCAUGCAUUGUUGGCGCGGCUGCUCGAGGGAGGCGACAGAACGGCGCCAGCCGUCCAAGAGUCCCGGAUCGGUCUCAUCAGAAAGGAACCAGGCUGUGUUUGUACGAGGGCUGGAAUAUUCCCCGGAGGCCAGAGACUGUUUAUCGUCGGCUAUUCCUGCGAAAGAAGAGGAGUAAGAAGACGAGAGAAGAGAAAAGAAAAAAAAAGAAACCAGAGUCCCGAGUCGAACCGACGUCUUGUCAGCAUGCAGUGUGUUGUAUAAGGAAGGAAUGCGCGACACCUGCGCCCUCAAAAUUUAAGGACAGUAUACCAACGUGAAGAAACGAAAUUCUACACAGGCAACGUUGGACAAUGAGAAUUCACGUGGACAGUGACCCAAGCCAAGGACACUUCUGUCGACCAUCUGGAACAGACCAAGUGGGCCGUAUUUGGUUUCUGGUUAAUUGGAAAGUUUUUCCCAGCUGAUAACGUGGCAGUAGGGAAAAACGAUAAUGCACAGUACAAACAACGAACUGCCUGGGUCGCGCAUAUAGAUACAGUCGAAGAUUAUCGACGGAGCAAUAUUUACGCGCGGAAAAUGACACGUCGUGCCUGACUUCUGAAAAGUUCCGUUCUUACCACGGAGGUAAGGCUCCGUUCACAAGAAAAUAUCAGAUACAAAUUCUAUCGCCUUACGCGCCAUACGCUUUCCGAUGAGACUAAGCACACGUCAUAUUCCUUCCAGAUUCUCAAUUUCAGUAUCAGCUGUUCUACAUACACGGUGGUAAAUACUUUCGUACGUAACGUUAAACACGUGUUUCGGUACAGGAACGAUUUGGUAACAAAAAAUCAUCGGGUCAUAUGCACUGGCCUUAUGCAAGGGCGAGGGUGUAUCACGUGUAUAGUCCCAUCUCUCUUUGAACCCAUCAAAUUCUUUUUUCUUUUUUUCGAACCUACGUCAACUAAUCUUGAGCUAAGACAAGUGGAGCUUUAACCUCGAGACAGUUGUUCGCGUCAGACAGCGUCAGGCAGCGUCAGGCAGUAUCAGGGAUUCACUUAGGGAUGUACGUUGAGUCAGCCUGCAUUGGCUGAGGUAUACGUCAUAUGCAGGUACCGUGUACAUACGUAUGUAUGUAUACGGGGAUAUCGAUAAAACUUUUUUAAUUUUGUAAUAAUUUAAAUAAUUUUUUUUUAUAUGAGGUAUAGAUUCUUGUUCCCAGACAUUUUGGAGCCUUCCUAUCUUUUUAUGUGUCUAAUUAAAGAGAUAUCUCUGACAGAUCGAGCAGUCGCCAAGGCGAUAAUAAAAAAGCAGAACAGACUUUAGUCAGGCUUGUUCCGUCUUAUAGUAAAACCCGUAUAGCGUCACCUUAUGGCCGAAGCCCGUAGCAGGGUGGCGUUCUAUAUUUACGGUGGUAUAAUAUAACGGGGCGUACAUUCACCCCGGGUUAUUCUAUUGGGACACGUGGUGCACCCUCCCUUCUGUACUGCCAGGUCAUGUCAAUUUUGGGACUGACUGUGACACGUGCUUUUACAUUAGAAAGGCGUUUAAGGACUUUUAUGCGCGUAAUAGUUAC
Messenger RNA from Cephus cinctus (wheat stem sawfly), 1755 nucleotides. RefSeq lists its product as uncharacterized. The record is from RefSeq and is a predicted model, not a curated record. The coding region runs from base 23 to 520 and encodes 165 amino acids. Lineage: Eukaryota; Metazoa; Arthropoda; Insecta; Hymenoptera; Cephidae. The transcript is spliced from 3 exons.